CUUUAAAUCGUUUUGGCAUAGAGGGAAGUAGAUGGCACGGUCAAGCAAGGAAAUCUCAGCUUCGGAUUUAACAGAUUCGCAAAGAUAUUGGGUUCAUUAUUCCAGACAGCAGUGCCUUAAUCUCCCUCCAGGAUCAAUUACUGCCUUUGAAUGGAAAGAUUAUUGUCCUCGAGCUUUCAGGCUUUUACAAGAGUUCGACAAUAUCAACAAUGAAUGUUACAUGAUGUCCAUUUGUAGUGACGAAAUUUUAGGUAAAGUUACAUCAAGUUUGAGACCUGGCAACUUGUUCCUUUUGUCCACGGACAACCGAUUCGUAGUCAAAACACUACGCAAAUCCGAAGUCAGGGUCCUCAUAGAAAUGCUUCCAGACUAUUAUAACCAUAUCAGAAAGUUUCGCAGCACGGUCUUGAACAAGCUUUAUGGAGUUCAUGUUGUAAAGCCGGACGGAGGUGCUAAGGUUUAUUUUUUGGUUGUUGCAAACAUAUUCAAAUCAGAUUUGUUGCUGCACCGGUGUUAUGACCUCAAAGGCUCCUUACAAGGUCGAAGAGUUGAAAAAGGGAGAUUCCGUGCGAAAAUUCUUCAUAAGGAAUCCAAUCUUGAUUUUCACUUUUACCUUGAACCGCUGGUUCGACAUAGGCUUUUGAAGCAAAUCAAGCAUGAUUGUGCUUUUCUCGAGGCUGCAGGCAUCAUGGAUUACAGUCUGCUACUUGGUUUCCAUAUAAAAGGGUCACCUAAAGAUCUCUUGGAAGCCGGACGUUCACUUUCUUCGGACUCCGAAUGUGGAGGUAAUUACUUGCAUCAAAAGGAUCUUGAUUCUUCAUCACUUUAUUCUUGUUCUGUUGACAAUAGUUCCAGUGAUGGAACGAGAAUUUCCUGCGACUCGUGGCUUCAUAGUGAUAUAUCCUCACCUAUAUCCCCCGCGCCUUCAAUUCGAGAUCCAAUUGACUUCAGGGAAGAAUUGAGUUUUGCUGAUCAGUGGCUACCAGGUGACAAUGUAGUGAGGAAUUUGAUCGUUUUACAUUGGCUUUCUUGCAGUCAAGCUAUUAGCUUCGGCGAAGAAAUGUCGGCGCGUGGUGUUCACAUACCAAAGAACGGAACCAGAACUCUAACAUCACAUGAAAAUCUCAAGUCUGGGGAGUGCUAUGAUUUACUUUUGUGCUUUGGAAUAGUGGAUUUCUCCCAAAACUACAGCAUGAUGAAGCGAAUCGAGCAUGCAUACAAGUCGUUGCAGUUCGAUCGGAGGAUGAUUACAGCUGUAAACCCCAAAGCAUAUUCUUCUCGGUUUCAGGAUUUCAUCAGCGACAUAUUUAAAGCAGACGAGUCACUCAAUCUCCCCACUGAGCUCACUAGUGGAUGCAGAGAAAAGAUCCUGCAAAUGCAAUGAAGGGGGUAGGUUUUGAGCAUGUGAAGGACUCCAGAAAUCAUGGAAAGAUGUAACAAUGUACAUAGAUCUUCUGUAAGACCCAGAGUCAUCCCUUAAUUACAUGAAAAUAGAAAGGGACCAAAAAAUCCAAAUUUGAACCCACAGUUUUGUUGCUUCUGCACGCUAAGCUUCUCAUAAAUAAAGCUUUUACGUGUGCAAUGUAUAGCUUUCUAAACAUCCCUGUAAUAUUUCUUGUAUAAAUUUAU
Molecule: messenger RNA, 1629 nt
Organism: Hibiscus syriacus
Lineage: Eukaryota; Viridiplantae; Streptophyta; Magnoliopsida; Malvales; Malvaceae
Product: phosphatidylinositol 4-phosphate 5-kinase 10-like
Exons: 10
Coding region: 32-1384 (450 amino acids)
Biological process (GO): phosphatidylinositol metabolic process
Molecular function (GO): phosphatidylinositol kinase activity
Source: RefSeq, a predicted model, not a curated record